AUGAACUUCCCGCUGCGCAACCCGCCUGAUCUGGCAUCGGUCGACUUCUCCCAGCCUGGAUAUUCAGCCUACGAUGUCGACGGAACCUUUAGCUUUAGCUCUAGCUUGCAGGCACAGCUCCCGAGCGAUCAUUCGCCAUCACACAGGCCAACCUUCCGCACCUGUCCAGUCCGUCGCCAGCGCUUUCUAACAGCAAGCAACACGAUGCAGAGCUUGUCUGCUGGCCUAGCCGCGAAUGCGAAAGCGCAAGGCGCUGACUCUGCACGCAGACUUCUAGGACUGUCGCUACUAGAGGUGGGGCAGAAGAUAGAGGAGGAAUACGGGUUUAAAGCCAACGAUAGCGAGCGGUAG
Alternaria atra is the source of this 351-nucleotide messenger RNA. RefSeq lists its product as uncharacterized. Bases 1 to 351 code for a protein of 116 amino acids. The record is from RefSeq and is a predicted model, not a curated record. NCBI's taxonomy places the organism in Eukaryota, Fungi, Ascomycota, Dothideomycetes, Pleosporales, Pleosporaceae. The transcript has 5 exons.